UGAGUAUCUGAUUUCGAAAAAAUAUAGGCAUAUGUUAGUUUAAAUGUUGUAGUAUCGCAACCGCUAGAAUAAGCAAAAUGGCGUCCACCUUGGAAAAGGAAAACGAAAGUAAAGACAAAGAUUACGUUCUAGCGAAAUCUUUAGGUGGUGGUCCUCUUGGUAUAGGUAAGCAUAUAAAAUUUAGAAGAAUUAAUGGCUGAAAUUAAGUUAGAAUGCAUGAUAAGUAAUUUAAAAAUAAGGCUUAAGUUAAAGUGAGUAAUUUGUGAAAGUUAAAGUCAAUUCAAUAUUAUUCAAUACUCAAUUGUCAAUACACAAUAGUGACAAUGUCAAUAGGCAUACUCAGACUGUGAGUUGAAGAGUGACUGACAGUUUCAUUUGAAGUUGAGCGAGAUAAAAAAUGAAAUGAUAAGUCAGUCUGAAACUGAACUGCACUGCAAUACAAUUUACUGAAUGUACAAAUUUGUAAAAAUCGUAAAUUCGGUAAUCUCAUAUUUUGGUGGAGUAAAUUAACAACCAUUGUGGAGGAAUGCACAUCAAUGAUGUCAUCAUUUUAUAUAUACCAACCAAUGCCAGUAUUGAAUACCAGUACAGCUAGUGCUCGACUUACAGCCAUGAUCAGUUCUGACCGACUGGUCAUAACAUGAUUUGGUCGUAAGUUGAGUACACUAUGUGUACAAUAAUGUGAACAGUGAAAGUGAAGUGAUGUUAUAAAAAUAUUUAAGUUAAAUUAUAUUAUACAUUUCUUUUAUUAUUGUUAUAAAUCAUAAUUUUCGAUGUGGUCGUAAAGUUGAAUGGUCGUAAGUUGGCUAGGUCGUAAGUCGAGCACUAGCUGUAUUGAGUAUUGUAAUUCAAUAAUAAAAAUCAACAAAAACUCCAUAAGUGAUAACAGUUGAUAUAUUUUUUCCCCCAAAAUUCUUGAUAAAAAAUUGGAAAACGGUAUUGCUAUUGCUUAGCAUCCAGUUCUCUUUUAAAAUGAUAUAUCACACAACCUAUUUAACCAAGGAUAACAAAAGGCACCUUUUAUCUAUAUAAAAAAGCACUGCAUUGUAGUAAUUAAAACUAUUUUCUGGAACUUAUUAUUAUUAACAAAAAUAUUAUUUUCCUUAGUGCCUCGAGUUUAUUAUAUAUAGUUGGACUAUAUAGAUUAAAGGUGCAAAACUAAGCUGUGGUCAAAAGCAUACUUUCAAGGGGCGCCACAGCAAGAAUAAAUCAAUGUUUAUUUAUGGCAAGGUGGACAGAGUCAGAGCUGUAAGAGAUAUUAUGUCAAAUUUUGUUGCAGAUAGCUGCCCUUUCCCAAAGCCACAUGAAAAGCACCCCCCUCCCCCCGUUGGUCAUAACUCAUGGGCCAACAGACAGAAAGUGGUUUUCCUAACAGGGGACCUCAAUGAAAUUCUUUUACAAGGUCUUCCUCUCUGUUAAGACGACCCUGCUGGAUAGGCCUAGUUUUCAGAAUAGGCUUGGAUUUGUUUAUAAUUAAAUUUGCACAAAUUUUAUAAAGGGUUAGAAAUCUUUAAUUGAUGAUGAUAAAAUACAAGAUUACCAAACCAAUUAAUAAUGAUAAACAUUUCAUUAGUUGAUACUCAGGAGCAGACGAGUAAAUUACAAUUUUUAAGGCCUAGGCCUACUAUUUUUUACAUUAUUAUUUUGUAAUUCAUUUGAAUUUGUGUUUCUCAAAUUUAACAACAGGUGAUCCAAAUGACAGAAGUCUAAGGAAGGCGGAAAGUGAAAUCAUGAUUCCACAAAAAAUGAAGUUGAAAGCAAAAACGGAAAGAUGUGCAGAAGAAGUGAAAAGUAAUUGAAACCAUUGCCUCAUGACCAUAGCAAAUAAAUUAUGAAUUCAGUAUGAAUAGGCCCUAUAGGCUUAUACUAAUAUAAUUACUAUGGCCAUGGCUAAAGCUAAAUAGCAUGAGGAUGUUUUUGUUUUAAAAUAUCUCAUGAAUACAAUUAUUGCACAACAAUACACAUGAUUAGUGCUGAUAUUUUAAAAACAUUUGAUUAAUUUUAUAUUACAUACCAUAUACCAGUGGCGUAGCUAGGGUUGGUGUCGUCCGGUCUUGUUAGUCAGUCGUGAGUCGACCAUGACCACUUUAAUCAUCAGAUUUGUGCUAGUUCUGUCUGUGGGUGCGUAGAUUGGCACAAAAUUUUCUUGUGCAAUAUCUGCAAGGGAAUGACGAGGCAUCACGGGGAGCAGAGUCAGACCGGGCCUUCCUGGCAUGUCUCUUGCGCUCUGCAGCCAUGGUUCUGCCAACUUCAUGUUGCAUGGAGCUCCUGUGUAAAGUGGAACGCCAUGAUGUUCAAUCCUCUGAUUUUUCCUCCCAUGUGUCUGGGUUUAAGUCGAACGCUUUCAGUGAGGCAUUUAGGUUGUCUUUAAAACUUUUCUUCUGCCCACCAGCAGACCGCUUUCCUUGUUCGAGCUCAACAUAGAAAAUUCUUUUGGGCAGAUGGUCGUCUGACAUUCUCACAACAUGUCCGGCCCAGCGAAGCUGCGACUUCAUUAAGAUGGUAAAGGUGGUGGGGAGACCUUCCUGUGUGAGCACCUCAGUGUCUGGGACUCAGUCCUGCCAUUUAAUGUUGAGGAUUUUUCUGAGUCUUGUUGUAUGAAAAUGGUUCAGCAUUCUUGCAUGGUGUUGGUUUACUGUCCACGUUCCACGGGCAUAUAGAAGCGUAGGGAGAACAGCCGCCUGAUAUACUUUCAGUUUAGUUUGAGUGCUAAUACCUCUCUUGGUCCAUUCGUUAUUAGUCAAUUUACCAUAGGUUGCACUGGCUCUUGCAAUACGGAGGUUAACCUCUUCACCGAUGCUUGCACUUUGGGACAAUGUGCUGCCGAAAGAAGAAUAGCUAUUUACCACCUUAAGACUUUUGCCAUAUAUGUGGAUGUUGGGCUCAACAAAAGGUCUUCGAGAAGCUGUUUGGUAUUGGACCUCAGUCUUUUUUGUGUUAAUGGUGAGCCCGAAGUUUGUGCAAGCAUCAGCAAAGUUUGAAGCAAGAAAAGGUAAAUUUUAAAUAAAGUAAAUUUAUUGUAAAAAUAACUAUAACUUAACGUUGUUACAGUUCUUAAAUACAUGUACCUCUUGAUCUUCAAUUGAUUGUAUCUGUUCUUGUCAUUUUUAUACUGUGGAUUUACUUUAACAAGAAGAAAUCCCGAUGCGGUAAACUCAUGUUGUCACCCCCAACUUCUACAAUGGAUUUCUUGUACUGUUUUAGAACGGGCAAUUUAAUUAAAUAACUGUACUUAACAGCGUUAAGUUAUAAUUAUUUUUUCAAUAUAUUUACUUUAUUUAAAAUUUACCUUUUCUUGCUGCAAAUCUGUCAAUCACUUGAUCGAAGCCAAUAUCCUUCACCGGAUUACUUUCAAUUGAUAGCCAGAUCAGAAAACAUUGACUGUCCCAUGGUGGUUCGUAAAUAAGUCUUGAAAGCCUUAGUUUUGAAAAGCUCCGCUCACAUGAAGCCAUAGACACACAGAUCGUAAGAAACAAUUGAAGGCUUUGCCAGAAUAUUGGACGACAUUUAAGGAAGUCCGAUUCAGCAGUGAAAAUCAAAACAUCACAUACAGACCAGUCCAGGACAUUGUGAAAUUCUAUAUCAGCUGCCUUUAGGUGCCUUCUAAGCCUUGGUAUUUCUUUUAAAAGUUCAUCUUCUGAAAACUCAUCAUAGAAAGAGAUUAAUAACUCUUCUUAAAUGCUGAUAGUAGACUUUGGGUUGAACAGCCCCAAACAUAUCUAGUACUUCCUUGAUCUCUGGUGAUUUGAUCUGGAGUUCAGAAUGAAAGUAAUCAAUACUGCAGCAUCUCCCUACUGUUUUCUUUUCUCAUAGAGGUUCCAGUCUCCUGCUAUUAUCAUUUUAAACUUUAAAAUGCUCCCUACCGAAAUUCCAUAUUGGUCUGAUUUUAAAAGUGCCUUUUCAAUAGCAUGUUCCGCCAAGUGGCAGUGAUUCUCGUGCAGAAAUAAUCUUAAGGCCUCUAAAUUGAUCACCACUUUGUUAAGAGUAAAGCCUCUUAGUCUGCAGAUACUGCUGUGUAAGAUAAACUUCCACAAGUAGAUCAGCCCAAAGGUAAAGGUAGCAGAUAAAUUUGAAAUCACAGCCCUUGUGUUGUACCUCCAGUAUCCAAAUUUUCAAGAGAAUCACAUAGGAUUUCAUUCGUCCCCCACACAUUCAUCAAACAUAUCUUUCAUUGUUUUAAAAGCAGCAUGAUGAGCACUCCAAUGUGUUGUUGAUAACCUUUUCACCGACAUUCCAGUGUUUUCAUUCAAUUAAAACAUCCCAUCGAUGAGUGGAUGCAGCAGAGAAUUAAAAAAUUGUUUCAAGAGUACUGAAAAAUGUACUACAUGAAGCAUUUUAGGCAAAAGAGUGUCACUUAAGAACGUUACCAUACACUUAAUCGGCAUUGAAUUCUUGUCAAAACGGUGUUUCUCUGACCUAGUUAUAGGUAUCACCUCAUUUCUGAGGCAUCAACCUCACACUGUUAAUAAAGCAAGCAUUUGGAUUGGUUACAUGUAUGUAAAAAUGAUGUGUGAUAGGUUAUCCUUUCAUGAAAUUCUGUUAGACCGAGCAGUGUUGGCUCUGUAAAUAUGCAAUUUUUCAAUUUGUUGUCACCCCCUGAGAUGGUGACACCCAGUGCGGUCCGCAACCCCCUAGCUAUGCCACUGCCUACUAGGUAUGACUCAUGUUGGCACGUAUUCAAUGAGUCACGUGAGUUAUUUUUUUAGCACUAAAAGACAUUAAAAUAAUUAUAAUCGGUGAUUUUUCUAAGUAUCAAUGGAAAGAACACUGCUUAAAAGAAUUGUUGUCCAUUUUCCAGAGUUUGGUGAGUGUGCUAAAGAAAAAGGUCUAAUGAUGCCAUUUUUAUGCCGGGCUGUUGCGAAAGAAAUGGGAAAUUGUCUUUCAGCAGCGUAAGUAGAAUAUUUAAAUCAGCACAUGAAAAUAUAUUGAUACUGAUAUACAAUGAAUAUGUAUAUUUACACUUACUGCCAUUUAAAAAAAAAAAAAAAUUAUACUUUGAUAUCCUUUUUCUUGGAAGAUUUUUAUGUACAUUCGCAUAUGCAGCAUUAAAUCAUUACCUGGUAUGCUGGGUAUCAUGCUUAGAAAAUUCACUGGCAAACAAAAUAAUAAUGCACUCAACUUUUUCAGUUAUUCAGAUCCAUCGUUUGUGGACCAGUGCACCAAAGAGUAUCUGGAUGAAAGGUCAGAAUACAGACGGACAGGGGUGAAAGCAAAGGCAAAAAAGAAAGAGGCAGUGAUGUAGAUGCUGUGAAUGAUGGUUGCUGUAAUGAGUCAUGUGGAUGUUUUUUUUCGUGAAUGUAAAAUAUGAGAGUGAUUGUCAUCAAAGUAAAGCAGAAUUAAUGGCAAAUGAUACCUCUUUAAAUGCAUUAUGUUAUCUGACUAACAAUACUAACAUUAUCAUUAGGAUUUACCAUGUCAAGCCAACUUUAAAAAAAAAAAAAAAAACAAACUGUAUCAGUUGACUGCAUGAAAAAAGUAAAAUGAUCAACAUUUAAAAAAAGAAAAAGAAAACAUGUUCAUAUUUUUUUAAAUGCAUUAUGUUAUCUGAAUAAAAAUACUAACAUUAUCAUUAAGAUUUACCAUGUCAAGCCAAAUUUAAAAAAAAAAAAAAAAACAAACUGUAUCAGUUGACUGCAUGAAAAAAGUAAAAUGAUCAACAUUUAAAAAAAGAAAAAGAAAACAUGUUCAUAUUUGUUUUAAAAAGGAAAGAAUGUAUUAUAUAAGAUAGUUUUAAUGAAAACCAUGUUUAUUGUUACUGUACUUAAAAUGAGUUAUUUCACCUGCCACAUUCUUUUUUGCAUUGAUUACACUAAAUAAUAUAAUUAACUGAAACUAAAUGUGACCAGGAUGACUUAAACUAAUCAAAUAAUCUGAUUAUGGUACCCAGUAAUCCCACUAGUAUGAAUGUUUUAAACAAUUUAGGUGUACAUAUAUUUAUAAAAUUCAGUUCACCAAAAUUACAUACUGUGUAAAAGAAGUGGGGUGAUUUGGAUGUUUAUAGCCUACAUAUUUUAUAACUAUGUUUUCUGUCAAGGACACAUUUUAAUUAUGUUUGAUGAAGGUGUUUUCUAAAAUCACUCUAAGUUAAUUAAUCACAGGAAAUAAUAGUGAUAAAUAAAUGCACUGUAUGAGUUUGUUAUUGUUUUUGCAUACUGACCACUCCAUACCCCCCACCCCUUUAUAAAAUAUAAUUUAAAUUACAUUUUGACAAAAUGUAAAAUUGAGAAUUGUAUUAUGUCUUAAUUAAUUAUGUUAAAAUAUGUUCUAGAUAAAAGAUGUUCCCAAACACAUUUUUCUUGCCUUGCACUUGCAUUAACCAAAAGUCUGUGAUUUGUCAACAUUUAAAGAUUUUAUUUUUUUAAGUCACUCAGUUGUUGUGUAAUGGGUUUCUGCAGUUCAAAUGUGACUUCAGAAUUUGUAACCAGGUAUAAGAUGUUUGAGGCCCCUGUCAUAAAAAUUAAACACAGAAAAUAAUUACUUUAAUGAUUUUCAAGGCUGUGUUAUUUCAACUUGUUGUAUAAAUGAGAUAUUUUUUAAUAUAUAUUUUAAUUUUAAAGUUGAUUUUGUUAUGAGUUCUUGUACCUCUGAGUGUGCUUGAACUUGUUUUAAAAGUGUCCUUUCAUAUACAAAUAUGUGUCAACAUCUCUGUCUUCAUCUCGAGAUGGCAGCAUAAAUUUAAGUGGGUUUGUGACUAGGCUUGAACAUACUAUCUCAUAUAUUGCUCCCAACUCGACUAGCCUGUGCUGCAUAAUUUUUUAAUUCAAAUGACCAAUCUGAAAUGUGCCCCUGAUGUUAUCAGUUUGGUACACAAGUGUUGCGAAAGGCCUUGGCUAAAAUACAACAGAAAUUAAAAUUAAAGAGGUGCUGACUGUGCAUUCAAAAUGAGUUUAUGUGGUAUUAGUAUGUAAUGGUAAUAAUUUAAGCUUAACUAACAUAAACAACUGUGGCACAAUUGUUUAUGUAUAAAAACCUUAUGAGGGAAACAAUGACAUAUACAUAAGGUGGGAUUGAACUUAGUCUUAAGAUUAACUUUUAUACAUUUUUAAUUCAUUAUAGUCAAAAUUAACAUUUAUAUAUUUUAAAUUCGUUAUAGCCAUUAUAUUCAUUCUCAGAAACGGGGAAAAUUGGGAUUCGAUUCAUUCUAAAUGAUAUAAAUGUGUUUUAAAAAUGUGGCGGCAUUUCAACAAGUG
Molecule: messenger RNA, 7190 nt
Organism: Lymnaea stagnalis (great pond snail)
Lineage: Eukaryota; Metazoa; Mollusca; Gastropoda; Lymnaeidae
Source: the annotation of a GenBank genome assembly